Messenger RNA from Juglans regia (Persian walnut), 1797 nucleotides. RefSeq lists its product as uncharacterized. Bases 429 to 1640 code for a protein of 403 amino acids. Lineage: Eukaryota; Viridiplantae; Streptophyta; Magnoliopsida; Fagales; Juglandaceae. The record is from RefSeq and is a predicted model, not a curated record. The transcript is spliced from 16 exons.
UCACGGCUUGUUCUGAAUUCACAAGUUGUUUCCGAAAACCAGGACCUUCUUGCACAGCGUUUGGCAGCUGAAACUUCCGAGAUUUCAAAGCGGUGGCUGUUGCUCAAGGCUCUCUCUGCAAAGACUAUUAAUCCUACGAUUCGAAAGCUUAAUUCGAGCUAAGCUAUUGCGGUUCUUCCAAGAAAGAACCGUUUAUUACUGUCAAGUGGAUCCAAGGAAACUUGAGUUGGGGUUUCGAAAAUCUGUUUGGAUAUUUACCAGUUUUUAUGCUAUGUUUUUUAUUCUGUGAGUAUUGGGCAUUUCGCCAUGAGGGGUUCGUCACGUUUGAAGCCCUGAAACCCACUAACUUGAUGAGUGCUUGGAAAGGCUCUUGCUUGCUGGAUAGUUUCUACUUUUCGUGAUUGUAGAGUCGGAAGAUUUUGACAAACAUGGGAACUCCCUUCCGCAGUGGAAUUCUGAGAAAACCGAAUGAGACAAUGAGGCUUAUUGUAACAACUUUUGUUGGAGUUAUAUUUGGCUUCUUUUUGGGAGUAUCAUUUCCAACACUCUCAUUAACCAAGAUGAAUCUUCCAACCAGCCUUUUUCCUUCCAUUGAUCUCACAUAUAUCGAGGACAAGUACUCAGAGCUUUCAACUGGAGCAUUGUUGCAUGCUUGGUCUUCUUUGAAGGGUAAUGGAGUCCACCCCACUCGGCUUUACAAGUUUAAUGAUUCAAAGAUUUGGGUUCCGACAAAUCCGCGAGGGGCUGAAAGACUACCUCCUGGUAUCAUUGCAUCUGAGUCUGAUUUCUUUCUCCGCCGACUAUGGGGUCAGCCUAGCGAGGACUUAACCAUCAAGCCAAAGUAUCUUGUUACCUUCACUGUUGGUUAUGAUCAGAGAAACAAUAUUGAUGCGGCGGUUAAAAAGUUCUCCGAGAACUUCACCAUUCUCUUGUUUCACUAUGAUGGACGGACAAGUGAAUGGGAUGAGUUUGAAUGGUCGAGGAGAGCUAUCCAUGUGAGUGCUCGGAAACAAACCAAAUGGUGGUAUGCCAAACGCUUUCUGCAUCCUGACAUUGUUGCUGCCUACGACUACAUUUUUAUGUGGGAUGAGGAUCUUGGAGUGGAGCAUUUUGAUGCAGAGGAAUAUAUAAAAUUGGUGAGGAAGCAUGGUUUGGAGAUUUCACAGCCUGGUUUAGAACCAAAUAAUGGAUUAACAUGGCAGAUGACAAAGAUGAGAGGCAAUGGCGAAGUUCACAAGGACACUGAGGAGAAACCUGGAUGGUGUACUGAUCCACAUUUGCCACCAUGUGCUGCGUUUGUUGAGAUCAUGGCAACUGUAUUUUCGCGGGAUGCAUGGCGAUGUGUUUGGUAUAUGAUUCAGAACGAUCUGGUUCAUGGAUGGGGUCUAGAUUUUGCUCUUAGGAAAUGUGUAGAGCCUGCUCACGAGAAAAUAGGAGUUGUAGAUGCUCAAUGGAUUGUUCAUCAAAGUGUUCCUUCACUCGGGAACCAGGGACAAGCAGAGAGUGGGAGGGCACCUUGGGAAGGGGUUAGAGAAAGGUGUCGAAGGGAAUGGACAAUGUUCCAAGAACGAAUGGUUAAUGCGGAAAAAGAAUAUUUUAUGGCGAUGGGAAUUGAUGCAACAAAUUCCACAGCUCGUUAGAUUAGAAAACAAUGGGUUGGGAAACUCUGUAAAUUUGCCACUUCAUUGUGCUUGGAGAUGAAGACACUGCACUACUUCCACUCUACUGUUAUUAAUUAUAUUUAUAUAUAUUUUUAUAGCUUUGAACUUUUAAUAUAAACUAUUUCCUUUAUAUGUU